Messenger RNA from Caenorhabditis remanei, 939 nucleotides. RefSeq lists its product as uncharacterized. Bases 1 to 939 code for a protein of 312 amino acids. Gene Ontology annotation, cellular component: mitochondrial membrane. NCBI's taxonomy places the organism in Eukaryota, Metazoa, Nematoda, Chromadorea, Rhabditida, Rhabditidae. The transcript is spliced from 4 exons. Gene Ontology annotation, molecular function: ferrous iron transmembrane transporter activity. The record is from RefSeq and is a predicted model, not a curated record. Gene Ontology annotation, biological process: iron import into the mitochondrion.
AUGGGUGGUGGUGGAGAAGAUGAGUAUGAAUCACUACCGACACAUAGUAUCCCGGUUCAUCUGGCGGCCGGAGCACUGGCAGGAGCUGUGGAGCAUUGUGUCAUGUUCCCGUUUGAUUCAGUCAAAACAAGAAUGCAGUCGCUGUGUCCGUGCCCUGAAACGAAAUGUCCAACUCCAGUGCACUCGUUAAUGAGUAUCGUCAAACGAGAAGGAUGGCUUCGACCGUUGCGAGGCGUCAACGCCGUCGCCGCGGGAUCUAUGCCAGCACAUGCUCUCUAUUUCACAGUUUAUGAAAAGAUGAAAUCAUUUCUAACCGGAAAUACUGCUGGACACGAGCAUACGUUGGCUUAUGGAGCUUCUGGAGUUGUUGCAACACUUAUUCACGAUGCAAUUAUGAAUCCAGCUGAAGUUGUUAAACAGAGAAUGCAGAUGGCUUAUUCACCAUAUGGAUCAUCGUUGGAAUGUGCAAGAUGUGUCUACAAUCGAGAAGGAAUCGCCGCAUUCUAUAGAAGUUACACAACACAAUUGGCAAUGAAUGUUCCAUUCCAAGCUAUUCACUUCAUGGGUUACGAAUUCUGGCAGCAGGUGCUCAAUCCUGAGCAUAAGUACGACCCAAAAUCUCAUUUAAUUGCGGGAGGACUUGCCGGAGGACUAGCUGCUGCUGUUACGACACCAAUGGAUUGUGUUAAAACUGUACUGAAUACUCAACAAGCAGCAGAAGCGGAUCCAUCAAAUCGGAGGAUUUUCUUACAAGCAAGAUAUCGUUAUCGUGGAAUCUCUGAUGCAGUGCGGACAAUUUAUUCUCAAAGAGGAAUUUCUGGAUUCUCGUGUGGAUUGCAAGCUAGGGUUAUAUUCCAGGUGCCUGCUACUGCUCUCUCCUGGUCCGUUUACGAGCUUUUCAAAUUCAUGUUAUCUUUCGAAGGAGGUCAUUCAAGCUGA